Molecule: messenger RNA, 1682 nt
Organism: Pipra filicauda (Wire-tailed manakin)
Lineage: Eukaryota; Metazoa; Chordata; Aves; Passeriformes; Pipridae
Product: DEP domain-containing mTOR-interacting protein-like
Exons: 9
Coding region: 335-1534 (399 amino acids)
Biological process (GO): intracellular signal transduction; negative regulation of TOR signaling
Molecular function (GO): protein binding
Source: RefSeq, a predicted model, not a curated record
GUGUGUGCCCGGAGCCUGCCGGAGUUACCUCCCCGGAGCGAGCAGAGCGGACGCUGUCCCAGCCUGCUGGGAGCAUCCCUGCCACCUUCCUGGCUCCCAGCCCAAGCCUGGCUGGAGCCAGCGGGUGAGAAGCCCGCAGAGCCAGGCUCGGAUUGCAACAGGCUCCUCCUCCGAAGUCUGCCGAGAGGGAAGGAGAGGCGGGGAGCAGGACUCAGCAACUUCAGGCUGCCAACCUGCACCCUGCCAGCGGCCGGGGACGGCGCUGGGGGCCCGGAUCUUCCCAAGCCGCAUCCCAUGGGGAGCAUCUCCCACCGCCGCCCACCGUCAGCCCGGCAUGGAGAGCCUGAGCAGCAGCCUGAAGAAGAAAGCCACCGAGCAGCACUACCGGGCAGAGGUGAUGAUUGCUGGAGAGCAGCUGAGGCUUCGCCUCCACGAUGGGAAGCUCAUCAAGGACAGACGUUUCCACCUCCGGACGUACCCGAACUGCUUCGUGGCGAAGGAACUCACGGACUGGCUGAUCGACCACAAGGAAGCGCCGGACCGGGAGACCGGGAUCCGCCUCAUGCAGAAGCUGAUGGACCACUACAUCAUCCAUCACGUCUGCGACGAGCACUCGGACUACAAGGAUGCCAAGCUGCUCUACCGCUUCCGCAAGGAUGACGGGACCUUCCCUCUCAGCAAGGAUGUGAAGGUGUUCAUGCGAGGGCAGAGUCUUUAUGAGAAGCUGGUGAGCAUGGAAGAGUCAAUUCUGAAGGUGAGAGAGGAGAACUCGGUGAAGUACCAGAGGACUUUCCUGGGCUGUGAGAUGGUCGACUGGCUCGUUCAGGAGGGAGAAGUAGAAAACAGACAGGAAGCCGUGGAGCUGGGACAAGCACUGCUGGAGCAUGGGAUCAUUCAGCAUGUCUCCAAUCGGCAUCACUUCUUUGACAGUGACAUCCUGUACCACUUCUGGAUCAACUUCCGGCGUCGUCGUCGUCUCACAGAGCUGCUCAAUGAGAACUCUUCUCGUGCCCUCUCCGAGAGCCCCGACAGCCCCUUCUGCCUUCGCAAGCUCAACCCGGACCCAGGCAACACCAGCUUUCUCUCUGUCCAGACCAACAAGGAGAUCAAAAUUGUCUCAGCAGUUCGAAGGAGUAGCAUCACUUCCCUCUCUGGAAACUCCAACCCCUACUUCAGUGCUGCUCCUACAUUGGUAUUCCCUCCUGUGGCCGAGUGCAACCCCAAAUCAGUGUUAAAGAGACCCGUCACCAAUGAAGAGCUCCUGUCCCCUGGAGCCCCUUAUGUCAAGAAAACUCUGACUAUUGUGGGGGAUGCAGUGGGCUGGGGGUUUGUGGUCCGAGGAGGAAGACCUUGCCACAUCCAGGCAGUGGACCCAGGAGGACCUGCUGCUGCUGCAGGGAUGAAGGUGUGCCAGUUUGUUUUCUCAGUGAAUGGUGCGUGUGUUUUGCAUCUGGACUAUCAGACCAUCAGCAGCCUCAUCAUGACAGGACCACGGACUCUCGUGAUGGAAGUCAUGGAAGCCAGUGAUGAAUGAAGGAGUCUCAUCCCACUGCUGUUUGGAAAGGCAGGACACUCUACUAAGCAGGGAUGGACUGUGGGGAGGGACCAAGCUUGACCAUUCACUGUGACGUGUUACCCAGGCAUUUUAAUAUAUUUUCAAAUAAAUACAUUCUAAUGGACAA